This is a messenger RNA of Acipenser ruthenus (sterlet), 3238 nucleotides long. RefSeq names its product zinc finger protein 180-like. NCBI's taxonomy places the organism in Eukaryota, Metazoa, Chordata, Actinopteri, Acipenseriformes, Acipenseridae. The transcript is spliced from 2 exons. The coding region runs from base 464 to 1894 and encodes 476 amino acids. The record is from RefSeq and is a predicted model, not a curated record. Gene Ontology annotation, biological process: negative regulation of transcription by RNA polymerase II; regulation of cytokine production; regulation of immune system process.
CAGCAGUAGCUCUAGUGGUUGUUUGCAUUACGAUUAGCAGGUCGUGAUCUCAGCUUCGUGUCUGUGCUUCACAGCGGCAGCUACUUACCCGCAGUAAAGCUGCGACGGAAUUUGUGUGGGCGGGGCUGAGUGACGUCACGCAGGGUCCUUGAGGAACACGACCAGUGCCUCCAUGCUUGCAGACUUGAGUUGACUUCAUAUUCAUCCGACAGACAAGGACCAAACAAAACGCAAGACGGUUAUGCGGUUCUAUCCCAAAAACCGGGCCUGUCAUACCUCAGAAAAAUUGUACGGGUAUUGCCAGAGUUGAAAUUGACCUCAUACCUUAUUUACAGCAGAUACCAUUCAGUAAAUUACUCAAAACUGUUGUGUGCAAGCUGAUAGUUCUGUAUUUACAGUGUAGGAGGUUUCCAUUAUAGACAGUCUUCACCAGAGCACAAGAAAAGCCGCUGUGUUUGUAUUAAUGGAAGAGGCGAGAGUGAGACGCGUCUCUGAAAUGAAAGAAGAGAUGGAUAUCUGCGCAUCCUCCGCGUCUCUCCUUGAGGAAGAACUCGCCUCUGCUAUCGAGCCUGCAGUGAAAGCGGCUGUGCUGAGCGUCAUGUCUGCGUUAGCAAAGUUCGUGGACAGUAAAUGUGCAGUUUUCAAUCUCAGACUGGACGAAAGAGACCAAAAAUUUGAAAGCGUGAGAUUGCGAUUGGAAAUAGCGGAGAGCGAGUUGAAAGCAAUGCGGGACGGAGAAUACACGAACACUGGCGAUAAGAACUUCACCCAAUCUCUCACAAACACCAAUGAACAAUACUGCGGGGUUGACAUGGAUGUCCUUCAUGUCCCCGAGCUGCAGCAGGAAGAGCACAGAUUGGUCCACACGAGGACAGCGGAAUGGAGACACACAGUGGAAGGUCCUGCAGAGAGAAAUGCUCUCCCUCAUGCUGAGGAAGGGUCGAAGACAGAAUCAGUUCCCAUUCAAGAUGAGCUCUUUGACCAGGAAUGGUGCAGGAGUCCAGAGCAGGCUACAGAGCUGACAUCUAUUGAAGGGGAGGAGGAGAAACCUGCACUAGAUCCUGUCCACAUUAAUGAAGAGAUCCCUGGAAUUGAACCGGUCAUCAUUAAAGAGGAGGUUCUUGAACUUGAAUCUGACCCCAUUGAAGAGGGGUGUUCUGACCACUUUGAAAGACUGCAGCAAAUUCACACAGGAGAGAAACUGCAUCUGUCUCUUGUAUAUGGGAAGAGUCUCUGUACAUCAACAGAGCUGAAAAGACACCACCGAAUUCACACAGGAGAGAAGCCGUAUUCCUGCACUCAGUGUGGGAAGAGUUUCAAACAGCUGCAACAUCUUAAAUCACACCAGAUAAUUCACCAUCGAAAGAAACUGUUUCACUGUAGUGGAUGUGAGAAGAGUUUCACUCAGUUAGAAACCCUGACAUUGCAUCAGCGAAUGCACACAGGAGGGAAGCUGUAUCACUGCACUGACUGCGCAAAGGAUUUCAAUACAGCAGGAGAGCUCAAAAUACACCAGAGAUCUCACACAGGAGAGAAACCGUAUCACUGCACUGAGUGUGAGAAGCGUUUCAAACAAGCGUCACAGCUAAAAGCCCACCAGCGUAUUCACACAGGAGAGAAACCGUAUAGCUGUGAUUACUGUGGGAAGAGAUUCACUCUGUCUACAGACCUAAAAAGACACCAGCGAAUUCAUACAGGAGAGAAACCUUAUAGCUGCACCGAGUGUGAGAAAAGUUUCAAUCAAAUAUCCCACCUUAAAGCCCACCAGCGAGUCCACACAGGAGAGAAGCCGUAUAGCUGUGAUCACUGUGGGAAGAGAUUCACUCAAGCAGGAAGUCUGACGUCACACCUUCGAGUUCACACAGGGGAGCAGUCGACUCACUGCGCUCAAUAAGAGAGAUUUUAUUUUCCUCUCAGUUGUAAAAGCACACAGUAUCCAGACACUUCACUAGGAACAGUUGCACUGUGUCUCCAUCACAAGAUGACUCAGUCUAGUGGAAGUGGAGAGUAUAUAAGACCCUGAGAUGCAAUUGGACUUUUUAGAGCAUAAGAAAGGAGGUUACAAACAAGAGAAGGCCAUUCGGCCCAUCUUGCUCGUUUGGUUGUUAGUAGCUUAUUGAUCCCAGAAUCUCAUCAAGCAGCUUCUUGAAGGAUCCCAGAAUGUCAGCUUCAACAACAUUACUGGGGAGUUGGUUCCAGACUCCCACAAUUGUCUGUGUAAAAAAAAGUGCCUCCUAUUUUCUGUUCUGAAUGCCCCUUUAUCUAAUCUCCAUUUGUGACCCCUGGUCCUUGUUUCUUUUUUCAGUUUGAAAAAGCCCCCUAGGUCAACAUUGUAAAUACCUUUUAGAAUUUAGAAUGCUUGGAUCAGAUCGUCGAGUAGUCUUCUUUAUCUGCAUAUGACAUGCCUUUUAAACCCGGGAUAAUUCUGGUUGCUCUUCUUUGCACUCUUUCUAGAGCAGCAAUAUCCUUUUUGUAGCGAGGUGACAAGAACUGAACACAAUAUUCUAGAUGAGGUCUUACUAAUGCAUUGUAAAGUUUUAACAUUAUUUCCCUUAAUUUAAAUUGAACACUUUUCACAAUAUAUCUGCGCAUUUUGUUAGCCUUUUUUAACAGCUUCCCCACAUUGUGUAGAUGAAGACAUUUCUGAGUCAGUGUCUCCCAUAAGGUAUUUAUAAUGGACAUUUAUAUUUCCUGCGUGCAGUACCUUAUACUUUUCUCUAUUAAAUGUCAUUUGCCAUGUGUCUGCCCAGUUCUGAAUGCUGUCUAGAUCAUUUUGAAUGACCUUUGCUGCUGCAACAGUGUUUGCCAAGCCUCCUAUUUUUGUGUCAUCUGCAAAUUUAACAAGUUUGCUUACUAUACCAGAAUCUAAAUCAUUAAUGUAGAUUAGGAAGAGUAGAGGACCUAAUACUGAUCCCUGUGGUACACCACUGGUUACCUGGUGCUGGGGCUUGCUCACUAAAUAUAUUGGUAUCCCUGAAUAGAUCAUUACUAGCAAUGGAGAAUGACUGUGUGGGACAAUUGUUCUUCAUUUUACCCCAAAACAUGUUUCUGUAAUGAUGACAGCCAAGAAUACCAUCUUGCAGAACUCCUUACAAUGAAGAAAUUGUUCUGUCAUUGUUGUAUAAUGUAUUUAAAUACAGAUAUUGCAAACACCUGGAUUAUUUAGUCAUAGAUUCAAACAUAUGUACCAAGUAAACUUCUGUAUGGCACUGUAUGACUCUUCAUAUUACAUAUAAUA